AUGGAGUCAGCCAACCCACUCCCCCGUGUUCUAGUCGUCGGAUCCGGUGGCGUAGGAGCAAUGGCAGCAUUUGCUCUUUCGCAAGCGAAGAAAUCUUCCGUCACUCUAGUGGUGCGUUCAGAUUAUGGCAAAAUCAAAGACCAUGGCUACACAAUCGAGUCUGUCGUGCAUGGCACAGUGGAGGGCUGGCGGCCCGAACACGUGUGUCCGUCUGUUACCGCUGCUGCUGAAACUGGCAUUUUCGACUUCGUUGUUGUGACUACAAAAAACAUUCCCGACGGACAAGCUACUUGUGAGGAUAUUGUGCGUCCUGCAGUCACAUGCGGCCACACCACGCUUGUGCUAAUCCAAAAUGGCAUAGGGAUAGAAGAGCCCAUGUUUGAUGCUUUUCCAGGGUGUGCUGUACUUUCCGGUGUUCUGUUGAUCGGACUGGCGUAUAAGGAUGGAGUAGUUAAGCAUCUGCACAAGGACAGGCUAUACUUGGCUCCGUUUGAUCAUGAAGAGAUCAAUGGAAUGGCCCAAACAGAGCUUUUUGCCAAGAUCUACCAGAAUUCAGAUCCUCUGCUCAAUACAGUGAUCGUGGAACUGUCAGCACGAAGAUCGCGGUGGGAAAAGCUUGUGAAUAAUGCGGUUUUCAAUCCCGUCACUGCCCUCACGGGACUUGACAUCAAUCGCUGCCAGAUUAAUGGUGCGAAUGAAACCGUCUUCAGUCCCGCUAUGGACGAAGUCAUAGCAAUAGCUGCGAGCGACGGCGUUGAGAUUGAUCCAUCAGCAAAAUCCCGUUUUUUACACGUGGCAGACGGUUCUUUUUUUGCUUCUUCCAUGUUGGUGGAUUUGCGCAAGGGCCAGUUGGUUGAAGUCGAAGUAAUUGUGGGCAAUGUGCUACGUAUCGCGCAGCGAAAUAAUGUUCUGGCUCCUGUUUUGGCCACGCUUUAUCUGUUAUUACGCAUGGUUCAAUUCCGGACGAAGGAGUCCUUGGGUAUGAUUCAUAUGAACGAGAAAGAUUACGUGGGGCAUAGUAGCGACGACUAUCCUGCGAUUUUCGCCGCAUUGAACAAUAAGCAUUCUUGA
Clavispora lusitaniae ATCC 42720 is the source of this 1071-nucleotide messenger RNA. RefSeq names its product ketopantoate reductase family protein. Gene Ontology annotation, molecular function: 2-dehydropantoate 2-reductase activity. The record is from RefSeq and is a predicted model, not a curated record. NCBI's taxonomy places the organism in Eukaryota, Fungi, Ascomycota, Pichiomycetes, Serinales, Metschnikowiaceae. Gene Ontology annotation, biological process: pantothenate biosynthetic process. Gene Ontology annotation, cellular component: cytoplasm.